Messenger RNA from Diaporthe amygdali, 1641 nucleotides. Its product is annotated as tyrosyl-DNA phosphodiesterase. Bases 1 to 1641 code for a protein of 546 amino acids. The transcript is spliced from 2 exons. NCBI's taxonomy places the organism in Eukaryota, Fungi, Ascomycota, Sordariomycetes, Diaporthales, Diaporthaceae. Gene Ontology annotation, biological process: single strand break repair; double-strand break repair. The record is from RefSeq and is a predicted model, not a curated record. Gene Ontology annotation, molecular function: 3'-tyrosyl-DNA phosphodiesterase activity; double-stranded DNA binding; single-stranded DNA binding. Gene Ontology annotation, cellular component: nucleus.
AUGGAGCCGCUUCCCAAGAGACGCCGCCUGAGUGCUGAGAAAGACGACACGGGCCUUGCAAAAACACUAGGUCAAUUGACUCCUCGUUCGCUCAGCCAUCCCGUCAGUCCUCCCAGGAAGCGAAGUCGGCCUCAAGCAACGCAUGCUGAGGGCAAUGGGGAGCAACCCCAGGCUACGUCUGCAAUUUCCGAAGGUGCAGACGCCCUAUCACCAAGAGCCAAUGAGACUUUCACUUCACCCUUCCAGCUCACAUGGAUUCGAGACCUUCCUGAAGCUGCCAACACUGACGCCGUCACCUUGCGAGACAUCCUCGGUGAUCCCUUGAUCGCAGAAUGCUGGGAGUUCAAUUACUUGCAUGACAUUGAUUUCCUGAUAUCUCAUUUUGAUGAGGACAUCAGACACUUGGUACAAGUCCACGUUAUCCACGGCUUCUGGAAGAAAGAGGACUCAAGCCGUCUGAUGCUCCAGGAGCAAGCUAAGAGGCACAAGAAUGUGACGCUCCAUUGUGCUUUCAUGCCUGAGAUGUUUGGCACACAUCAUUCUAAAAUGCUAAUUCUCAUCCGCCAUGACGAUACGGCUCAAGUCAUCAUCCAUACGGCAAACAUGAUAGCGAGGGACUGGACUAACAUGACCCAAGCGCUCUGGCGAAGCCCACUGCUACCACUCCUUAAAGAACCACUGGCUGGUAGUACGGAAGGCACUCUGGCCACAAUCGGGAGCGGCGAAAAGUUCAAGGUUGAUUUACUCAAUUACCUGAGAGCAUACGACCAGAGGAGGACCGUCUGCAAGACGUUAGUUGACGAACUUGAAAGAUACAAUUUUUCUGCAAUCAGGGCUGCCAUGAUCGCAUCUGUCCCCGGCCGCCACCUUAUCCAUGACGAAUCUGAGACGAGAUGGGGCUGGGCGGGCUUGAAGCAGACACUGAAAAACGUGCCAGUGCAAGAAGGUGAUUCUGAUAUUGUCGUUCAGAUCUCGAGCAUUGCCACUCUAGGACCUACCGACAACUGGAUUCGUCGAACCCUGUUUGACUCACUCCAGGCCGCGAGGAAUGCCACGCAGAAGUCGCCCAGCUUCAAGGUCGUGUUCCCUACUCCUGAUGAGAUCCGGCGAAGCCUUGAUGGGUACGAGAGUGGAGGCUCCAUACACACGAAAAUCCAGUCAGCCCAGCAGGCCAAGCAGCUUCUGUACUUGAAGCCAUUGUUUUGCCACUGGGCGAAUGACGCCCCGCGUGGACGAGAUCUCGAACCCAGCUGCUCACAUAAGGAAGCAGGUCGCAAGCGAGCCGCGCCCCACAUCAAGACCUACAUUCGCUACGGUGAGAAAUCAAUCGACUGGGCGUUGACCACGUCGGUGAACCUCUCCAAACAAGCCUGGGGAGAAGCAGCCAACUCGUCUGGGGAGGUGCGGAUAGCGUCGUGGGAGAUUGGCGUCCUGGUCUGGCCAGCGCUCUUUUCUGAAAAGGCGAGGAUGGUCGGCACAUUCCAGAAGGAUACCCCAGAGGAGAGCUCGGAGGCAGCGAUCGUGGGCCUGCGUAUCCCGUAUAAUCAUCCUUUGCAGGCGUAUGGUGCAGAUGAGAAACCAUGGGUCGCUACGGCAAGCUACCAUGAACCUGACUGGAAUGGCCGGGCGUGGCUGCAAUAG